Messenger RNA from Malaclemys terrapin pileata, 681 nucleotides. RefSeq names its product alpha-1B-glycoprotein-like. Bases 1 to 681 code for a protein of 226 amino acids. Lineage: Eukaryota; Metazoa; Chordata; Testudines; Emydidae. The transcript has 3 exons. The record is from RefSeq and is a predicted model, not a curated record.
AUGUCGCGGUUUUCAAGUGUCCUUCCUUAUCCCAACUUACCCAGACCCUCCAUUUCUCUGAGCCCCACUGGGGUCACCGCCCCAGGGGCAGACGUCACCAUCCGGUGUGAGGGGCAGCGCCGGGACGUGAGGUUCUUCCUGCAAAAGGCUGGAGACCUGAACCCGCAGCGACACAUGGACCCUGCUGGGGACAGGGCCGAGUUCCGCAUCCCCACCGUGGGCCGGCAGCACAGAGGGAGCUACAGCUGCAGCUACCGGCCCCAAUCAGAGCCCUUCGUCUCCUCAGAGCCCAGCGACCCCGUGGAGCUGGUGGUAGCAGAGCUCCCUGUGCCUGGACCCUCCAUCUCCGUCAGCCCCAGCGGGGUGAUCGCCCCAGGGGAAGCCGUCACCAUCCGCUGUCAGUGUCGGUGCGAGGCCAGGAGGUUAUUGCUGUAUAAAGGUGGAAUCGAAAUCUGGGAGCUGGAUGCUGCUGGGGACAGGGGUGAAUUCACCAUCCCCAGCGCCAAGUGGGAAGACAGAGGGGCCUACACAUGCCGAUCUUGCUCCAGAUCGGAGCCGCCCAACUGGUUGUAUCCCAGUGAGAUGGUGCGGAUCAUUGUAGCAGAUGAGGGGCCCGGCUCAGUGUCCCUGCUCCCAGCCCCAUACCCAGACAGACCAUCAUGGGGGUCUCUGGGUGGAUAG